AUGGCCGCGGUGCCCAACGGAGUAUCGGCGCCGCCAGCCGGCCCCGGCCCCGGCUUCAGCACCACGGACAGCGGCGGCGGCGGCGGAGGAGGAGGAGGUGGUGGUGGUGGUGGUGGUGGUGGUGGUGGCGGCAGCAGCGGGGGCUCGGGCAGGAUGACCGGUCUCAGCCCUGGGCACGGCCCCGGCCCCGUGAUCCCCAUGAAGGACCACGACGCCAUCAAGCUGUUUGUGGGGCAGAUUCCCCGGAACCUGGAGGAGAAGGAUCUCAAGCCCCUGUUUGAGGAGUUCGGCAAAAUCUACGAGCUGACGGUGCUGAAGGACAGGUUCACGGGUGUGCACAAAGGCUGUGCCUUCCUCACAUAUUGCGCCCGGGACUCAGCCCUCAAAGCCCAAAGUGCACUGCAUGAACAGAAGACCCUGCCAGGGAUGAACCGCCCUAUCCAGGUGAAGCCUGCUGACAGUGAAGGCCGAGGAGAAGACAGGAAGCUCUUCGUGGGGAUGCUGGGGAAGCAGCAGAGCGAGGAGGAUGUCCGGCGGCUGUUUGAGCCUUUUGGCCAGAUUGAGGAGUGUACCAUCCUCCGGGGCCCUGAUGGAACUAGCAAAGGCUGUGCUUUUGUGAAAUUCGGGAGCCACGCAGAGGCCCAGGCUGCCAUCAACAGCCUGCAUAGCAGCCAGACUCUGCCGGGAGCCUCCUCCAGCCUUGUCGUGAAGUUUGCUGACACAGACAAAGAGCGGACGCUAAGGAGGAUGCACCAGAUGGCUGGGCAGCUGGGCAUCUUCCACCCGAUGACCGUACAGUUUGGAGCCUGCGGAGUGUACACACAAGCGAUAAUGCAGCAGCAGGCAGCUCUGAUGGCAGCUCAAGGAACGUGCCUCAACCCCAUGGCAGCCAUUGCCGCCGCCCAGAUGCAGCAGAUGGCUGCCUUCAAUGUCAGUGGCCUCAUCGCCACACCCGUGACACCCUCAUCAGGUACGAGCACACCACCAGGCAUCAGCACCGGCACUGUCCCCAGCAUUGCUGCUCCCAUUGGGGUGAAUGGAUUCAGUCCCCUCACCCCCCAGACCAAUGGGCAGCCAACCUCGGACACCCUCUACACCAACGGUCUCCACCCUUACCCAGCUCAGAGCCCCAGUGUGGCAGAGCCCCUCCAGCAGGCCUACGCAGGAAUGCAGCACUAUGCAGCAGCAUACCCAGCCGCCUAUGCCCCUGUGAACACAGCCUUCCCACCACAGCCCCCGAUCCUGCCUCAGCAGCAGAGAGAAGGCCCUGAAGGCUGUAACCUUUUCAUCUAUCACCUGCCCCAAGAGUUCGGAGAUGCCGAGCUCAUGCAGAUGUUCCUGCCUUUCGGCACCGUCAUCUCUGCCAAAGUCUUUGUAGACCGUGCCACGAACCAGAGCAAAUGCUUUGGGUUCGUUAGCUUCGACAAUCCAGCCAGUGCGCAGACAGCCAUCCAGGCCAUGAAUGGCUUUCAGAUUGGCAUGAAGCGGCUCAAGGUUCAGCUGAAGCGGCCAAAGGAUGCCAACCGGCCCUACUGAGCCGGCCCUGACUGAUUACAGACAGGCUGGAAGCCUUGCCCUGUAUGAAGAGUGUUCCCCUUUUCCCACGUACAGUAUCCAAACUUGUAACUCUCUUUCUUUGCAACAUAUCACGCUGGAGGAAGAGGAGGAAGCUCCUGUCCUGGCUGCACUCAAGAGAGAGAGAGAGAGAGAGAGAGAGAGAGAAGAAAGCGGUUGGGAAACAGAGAGUUGCCCUGGUUAUGUGGUGGGGUCUUUUUGUUUUUAAACUCUGAAUUGAUUUUUGCUUUCUUUCUUACAAACAAAACAACCAACAACAAAAACCUGAAGACCAGAAGGCAACAGAACUGGACACAUGGAACCAAGCAAGCCUUCAGGGAGGCCAGUGACCCAAAAGGCCUUGGGUUUCUUUGAGCCAACCAGAGCUGUUGGGAAGAGACAGCUUGGAGCACUUUGCUGCACAGUAGUGCUAGAGGAGGUUUUGCUGGGACCAGUGAAGCAGGUAUCCUCCUGCCCAGUCUUGCAGGAGGAAAAGGAUCUAAACCAAAGCCAGUGAGGGGCUAAGGCCAAUGUCUCGUGCUUUGUUUUUUGAUUGUUUGGGGGUUUUUUUAAGUGAGUCUCUCCACAUCUGGAGUGGAAAGAACCAAGGCUGACAAGAUGUUGAACUUCUAGAAAGAGAUAAGUAUUAAGAUCUAGCCCUCAUGAGCGUGGGGAAAGGGAGGGAAAGGAAAGCGGGAGAGAGGGACCUGCUGGUCCCCUGGCUUAUCUGCCCUCUCCUUACUGGGGAGGCAGGACUUACUUCUUUCAGUCAUAUCAUUCCUUAGAGUUUAGGGACCAAAGGACUAUUGCUUUUUAAGAAAAAACUAUAUCUAUAUAAAUAAAUUAAUUUUCAAAAACAAAACAAAAAGAGAAACAAAACAAGGUCAAGUACAGAAUCUCAGAAAAGCUGCAUUGAAACAACCACAGAAAAGGAUGGUCCUGGGGAGAAAAGGGUAGAACCUCCCUUCCCCCCCAGAGGCAUAAGGGUAGUAGGAGAUCUGAAGGGGCCUGGGAAGGGGGAGGCUGAGGGAAACUUUCUGCUGAGUAUUUUAUUCCCUGGUUAUCCCCUCCCCUUUCUCCCCCCCUCACUUUUUACACGAAAUAAAGGAGAUUGGACUUGUGUGCAAGUGAUAGAAGAGCCAUGGUAACAGUGACUCUCCCACAAACCAAGUGUCAACCCCUCACCCUAAUGACCCUCCAAAGCCCAGUAAAUGGACCCUUUCUGUCCCAGAGCACUGACUUCACUGGACCCAGCUUCAUGCCCCGUGUGAACGCAGGCCGAUCUUACUCCCGGUUCUAGGGUCCCAAACUGAGCUACCCCCUUAUUUCUUCCACUUGGCACUUAUAACCAGAUUGGCACCAUGGCCUUUGCUCUCUGGGUAAAGGGAGCUGGCACAGGCAUGAAUGCCAGACUUGUGUUGUACACCAGGAAUAAUUCCUUCCUUUAUUAUCUGCUUUGAGCUUACAUAUCCUUAUUAGUGCUAAUUCUAUAAUGAUUUUAACCUCACCCAUAGACUAUCACCCCCAGCCUAGCAUAGUGUGAGAAAAGAAGAACUGGCUGGAGGGAGGGAGGGCAACACUUUAACUCCAACUUAAGUCAAUAAACACAUAUUGAAUAUCUACUAUGUGCAGAGCACCGUCCUAGGCACUGAGGGAGAGGCAAAGAUAAAUAAGACCCAUCCGUGGCUGUCAGAGUUAAUAAUCUUGUGAAGGAGUUUCUAAUCUAAUAGACCCUGAAGAGAAGAGCAGUUGGGAAAGCUUCCUAAUCCCUAGGCAGGUGAAUCUUCUCUGAAGGUUUCCUCUCCCUCUGACUCCUCCCUCCCUCACCAUCCCAAGCACUUCAGGUCCAGCCCAUCUACUGCAGAGCCCAGAAAUGUGACUUUUAAAAAAGUGAAAAGAGGAAUUUGCUGAGUUGUUAGUCAGUAAAGAAUCUAGCUGGUCAAAGAUGGAUAUCUGUCCAGCCCUGGGUGAGUCCAAGGAGUGGCCUAGUUUGGCAACCUCAAUCCCUCAGUCAUCUGCUGCUUUGGCUCACUGACCAUCAGGGAGUAAAAGUGCAGAGGACUGUGGGGAGGGGAACAUGGAAGAAUCUCCCUUGAUCACUCCCUCACCAUAUGGAAGCUUCUCAUAUCUAACGAAGCCUGCUCCUUCUCUGAUUCCAGAUCACCUACUAUGUCCCCUCCUCAGUUAGGGAAGGGAAAUGAGAAUGAGGUGGCAAGAAGGAUUUGACUAGGAAUACCUGGCAAGCAGAUCCCAAGUUUUGCUCAGCUUAAAAAAAACACUUUUUUCUUCUGUCCUUGCUCAGGUCAAAACCUUAAAGCUAAACAACCUUCAAGGUCAUAGCACCCCACACUCCUUUUUAGGUGGGAAAGCUGAAGCUCAGAAGGGUAAAGCCCAUGGUCACACAAGAAACAAGCCUCUGAUUCUAGAUCUAGCAUCCUUCCCACUGGGCCAUAUGUUCUCUCCUAGGACCAAAAAAAAAAAGCCACAGUCCUAUGCUGGGCCAUGAAGCACCUUGUCCCCACCCCUUCUGAGGAAUAUACCCUGCCUCCUGAGUCUAUCACUUCUCUACCUUGGCCUUACCUUGCUCUCUCAGCUCUCCUCUCUGGGCCUCAGUUUGCCCACCUGUCCUAUAGACUUAGAAUGUGCAAGAAGGGUUGCACCUCUGGCAAGAAAGGUUCUAUACCAUAUAUCUUGACAGAUAAGAAAAGGUAAUUUUCAUUAGGUUGUUUCAAAAUGGGAGUGUCACAUUACACAAGACCCAUCAAGGAAAAAAUGUUUUGCCAAAAUACUUUUUCAUUCCUCUAAAAAAGGCACCUCUCCUAUGCAACAGUGUCUCAUGGGUGCUUCUCUAUGGUGCUUUUCUACAGUGAGUUGCAGUAUACAGCUUAUACACAGCAGGUGCCAUCUGUUUGCUUAUAUAUGGCAGUGCACUGUAUGCUUAUAUGCAGCAGGCACAGUAUACAGUUUAUAUACAGCCUGCACAAUCUGUCCAUUUAUAUAGAGCAGGUGUAAUCUGCUGCUUAUGUACAGCGAGUGCCAUCUGUCUGCCUAUACGCAGUGGUGCUGUCUGUCCACUUACAGAAGGUGGACACAGUAUACAGCUUAUAUAUGACAGGUGCUACUAUCUGCUAACACAGAGAGGUUGCUUACGUAGCAGUAUAUUUAGUCUCAGUGCAGCCUCUUACCUAGGAGAAUACCUCCUCUCUCCCAGGCCAGCCUGGAGCUCUCAGAUGUUUUUCUGAACGCUGAAGUUUGCCAUGCUGUAGCUAAUUCCCCACAAGAUGGGAGCCCCAUAAGAACUGGUCUGCCUAUCCUGCUAGCUGAGGUGUUAGGAUGGUUGAUCCCCUUGAUCCCCAAAUGUUGACAGGGCAGGACAACUGGCAAAGUGGAUGUCAUGCCAAGCGCUGAGAAGCCUGAUUAGAUAAUGCAGGGGCCUUUGGAGGGGAAUCAUCCCCAGGCUUCCCUUCCCCAGUCCUCCUAUGGUACAAAAGCUAAGGCUUAUUUUCCCUCACUUAUGAACCCUGGACUCUUCCUCAAAAAAUCUUUCCCCUUUUCCACCACAAAUACAUUUUCUCUGGAAAAAAAAAAAGCUCAGCUAUAUCUAUCCUAGUGUCCCCCUACACUCAUUCUCUCUCUCUCUCUCUCUCUCUCUCUCUUCUCUCUCUCUCUCUCUCUCUCUCUCUCUCUUUCUCUCUCUCUUCUUUACACACACACACACACACACACACACACACACACACUCUGGUCUUUCCAUAAUGCUGGAUCCCAGGGCCUUCCUCAAAGUAAAUCUGUCUUUCCUUCACCCCUGUCUCUUCCUUCCCACUGUUGUCACUGUUACAGGAAAUGAGGUUUCAGUCAUAACCUCAUUUGGCUAGGCUUAGCUUGUAAUCCUGGGUCACUCACUCUGUGUAAAUUCCCCAUGUCUAAUUGGGCCCUAAAAUGGGAGAACAUGUCCCAGAGGAAGGAGCAAGGGAGUUUCCCCUUCUUCAACCCAAGGAUUAUUUAGGGAGGAUGGGUAGAACCACAGAAUCUCCAAUCUCUUUCAUAAUCAUUUUUAAAAGACUUUUCCCCUUUCCCCACCUGUACUGCUGUCAUGAUUCUCCUGGGGGAAGCAGGAAAUCACUAAAAAAUUAAAGCUGGAAUAAAAUUAGGGAAAGUAAAGGACUUGCUCAUACAUAUAGAUAAAAUUAGAAUCAUUGAAUCAUUCCCCCUGCACCCCAAAACCUCUUCUCCAAACUAACCAUCCCCAAUUCUUCAACCAUUCCUCCUGUAACUUAAUUUUGAAUUCUUUUAGCAAAUCCACCCACUCUAGACAAGCUCUAGUUUGUUAAUAUCUCUCUUAAAAUAUAACACCUGUAACUAAAUACAGUACUCCUAAUUUCGCCUGACCGGCACAGAGUACAGGGUUAUUAUCACUUCUGUUCUCAACAUAAGACAAUCUGAAUGCAAAUGCAACCUAAGAUCGCACUAGCUUUUUUCGGCAGCCAUUACUGACAUAUUGAAUUUACAGUCCAUGCAAAGCCCCUGUCAUGUCCCACCUGGUCCAUGCAAAUGAGACCAGGUGGCCAGGAAUGAGUCCAUGCAUGAUAAAUGGAAGUGAACUUAAUCUAGCUUCAGCCUUCUCUUUUGGCCUCAUGUCUUGUCUAAGAAUGGGAAAUUUGCCUGCUAAGCAUCAGAGCGUCCCAGUCCAGGGCAAAAGUAGAAGAUACGGUCAGAGAUACAGCCUUGUUAGCCAGGCAUACAAAAUGCAUUAUUCUUGGGCAGGAGUGCAAAGGAGUAUUUGAUAGCCAGGUAAACAACAUAGAACAUUAGAAAGAUCUGGGUUGAUAAAGUCUUAUUAGGGCCCCGUUUUUUUAUUCCAGGCCCAUGCUUUUAAGUCUACUUAGGAAAUCAUCACUAUUUGCUCUCUGGUUAACCCAUGCCAUCUUCAAAUCUUUUUCACAUGAACUGCUAGCCAUGUCUCCAUCCCCUACUUUAUUAAAAGCAGAACCUAAGGGCAGGACCUUGCAUUUUUGCCAACUAAUGUAAUCUUCAUUUUGGCCCAAUAUUCUAGCCUGUUGAGAUCUUUUUGGACACUGAUUCUAUCAUACACUGUAUAGCUUCAUUUCAUCUGAAAACUUGAUAAAAAUGCCUUCUAUGUAUUCAGUCAGGUCAUGGAUAAAAAUGUCAAACUGGACAGAACCUGGCGGCAUGCUCUUUGAGAUGUCUUUGCAGAUUGAUACUGAUCCAUUGACCAACAAUUUUGGUUAUGGUUGUUCAACCAGCUGGAAAUUUACCUAAAAGUGCAACUGUCCACAAAUAUAUCUCAAAAAACUUUGUCAAAUGCCUUGCUGAAAUGUAGAUGCACUACACUGAUGGUAUUUCCCUGAUUAUAUCAGUCUCAUAACUGUUUUAAAAUAAGGAAAUUGUUAGUUUGGUAUGAUUUGUUCUUCGUGAAUCUAUGCUGACUCCUAGUGAUGACUGCUUGGUUGUCAAAGUGCUCAUAAACCAUCGAUUUAAUAAUCCAUUGUAGAACUUUGCCAGGGAUUGAUGUCAACAGGGAGGGUGCAAUUCACAUGCAUACACAUGGACAGACUUGCCUGCAUACAUAUACACGGGCACACAGGCCAUUAAGCUACCAUAUCCAGGUAGCCACUGUGUGACUUCAGGCACCAGAAAGGCAGUCUACUUCCCCCCCAAAAAAAAAUCUCCCUCUUCUUCGCUCUAGUAGUUGAAGGUUUUGAUCCUGUUAAAAUGUGAAUCCCUGAGGAAAGCUGAGUGGAUGGGAGAGGAUGGACUAGACUUUAAGUUGUUAUCAAUCAUUUACUCCUGAAUGUGGAUGAAUUUAAUAGACUCUUUCCAGAUAGGAGGGUGAGUAACAACAGGAGGACCCUAGUUGUUAAGGGAGAUAGGGAAGAAGGGGAGCCACCAGGAGAUGAGGAGACAGAGGUACCAACACAAAUUCCAGUGACUUCACAAUUUUAUCCAGGGUCAGCCCUGACAUAUAUAUACACACUGACAAAUAUACAUGAUGAUAGACAUAUAAAGACAAAAACACACAAAGAUGCACACAUAAAACCUUGAGGAAAAUUGAAACCCGUCUGGCCAGAGAUCUAUAGAGUCAUGUGGUACCUUCCAUUAUUGCUGAUCAAUAGGAGACACAGAUCAACACCCCUGCCCUUAACUCCCAGCUCAGCCUAAUCCAGUCUAUCAGAGGAAUCCAGCUUGAGAACAAAGAGGGUGGGACAUUCCAACCUGUCAGUCCCUACUCCCUUCCCUGAGAAUUCCUAUUCCUAUCCCCAGAAAGAAAGAGAUAGGUGCCCCAGGGCACCAAGGUCUCUGGUUCCUAUCUACAGGAAUGGCAGCUGGAUCCCCUACCACAAGGGGCUUUUGCAAACACCAACAAGCUUUUCCCUGGGUUUGCUGGACAGCCUAGGGGAGGAAGGUUGUGGGUGGGAAGAAGAAGGAACCAGGGUUAUCUUGUGGUAUUACCCAAACCUGAAAGGAGUUAGAUUUACCCUCUCUCUUACAGGAAAGAUAAAAUCUACAACUCCGAUUUCUUUGGAAGCUAAGGGAUCAAAAAGAAGUUUAGAUCUGUACUAGUGGUGGGAGAGGGGGGAAAGAGUUCUCCUGUCCUCAUUGCUCCUUUACCAUUGAGAGGAAGGAAAUGAAGGAGAAGAAAUGCUACUUGCCCAACUACUAGGGAUUAAGCAGGAUAGUACUCAAAGCCGAGAUUCCAUCUUUUAUCUUUUAUUCUGGGUCCAAGUUCCUUUUGGAAAUAAAAUCUCAA
Phascolarctos cinereus (koala) is the source of this 8323-nucleotide messenger RNA. RefSeq names its product CUGBP Elav-like family member 6 (gene CELF6). NCBI's taxonomy places the organism in Eukaryota, Metazoa, Chordata, Mammalia, Diprotodontia, Phascolarctidae. Gene Ontology annotation, molecular function: RNA binding. The record is from RefSeq and is a predicted model, not a curated record.